Molecule: messenger RNA, 2377 nt
Organism: Malus domestica (apple)
Lineage: Eukaryota; Viridiplantae; Streptophyta; Magnoliopsida; Rosales; Rosaceae
Product: exocyst complex component EXO70A1-like
Biological process (GO): exocytosis
Cellular component (GO): exocyst
Molecular function (GO): phosphatidylinositol-4,5-bisphosphate binding
Source: RefSeq, a predicted model, not a curated record
ACCGCGUUCGUUCGUUUCCCUCCGCAUUUCGACGACGGACGAAAAGAAAAUGAACAACUUAUUACGCAACGUCUUUCUCAUCGGAUGUCUCCGUCACAACAAACCCGUGCUCUGAAAUUUAAUCGCACUUUUCGCAUUUUCUCGCUUGCCAAACAGUCACUGAGAAAGUGAGGGAAAAUCCGGCGAGAAAAUUUGGAAAGAUGGGGGUUCCGCAGGCAAUGGAGGCCCUCGAAGCGAGAGCUUCGUCUAUAAGAGACGCGCUGCACAAGAGCCAGACCAUCACCGACAACAUGGUCGCCAUUCUCGGCUCCUUCGACCACCGCCUCUCCGCCCUCGAAACCGCCAUGCGUCCCACUCAGAUUAGGACUCAUUCGAUUCGGAGGGCGCAUGAGAACAUUGAUAAGACAUUGAAGGCUGUAGAGGUUAUAUUGGGGCAAUUCGACCUCACACGAAAGGCAGAGGCUAAAAUACUGAGAGGGCCACAUGAGGAUUUGGAAAGCUAUUUGGAAGCAAUUGAUCAGCUGAGAAGCAUCAUUCAUUUCUUUAGUAGCCAUAAAAAUGUUAAGAGCAGUGAUGGGGUGCUUCACCAUGCCAAUAACUUGCUUUCGAAAGCCAUCUCGAAGCUCGAAGAUGAGUUUAGACAGCUCCUCACAAAUUACAGCAAGCCUGUGGAGCCUGAUCGUCUAUUUGAUUGUCUCCCUGACUCUCUACGACCAGAUCCAGCUGGACAGAAAAAUGAUGCUGGUGGAAAGGGUUCUGAACACCCAAACAAAAGUUUAAAACCUGUCAUUUACACACCACUAACGCUUAUUCCCCCAAGGGUUCUGCCAUUACUGCAUGAUUUAGCCCAACAAAUGGUUCUAGCUGGCCAUCAACAACAGCUAUUUAGGACCUACAGGGACACUCGUGCUUCUGUUUUGGAGCAGAGCUUGAGAAAACUAGGCGUGGAGAGACUUACUAAAGAUGAUGUCCAGAAAAUGCAGUGGGAGGUUUUAGAGGCUAAGAUUGGGAAUUGGAUACAUUACAUGCGAAUUGCUGUGAAGCUGCUGUUUUCCGGGGAAAAGAAAAUCUGUGAUCAAAUAUUUGAAGGUGCUGAGACACUUAAGGAUCCAUGUUUUGCUGAAGUUACUGCAAACAGUGUGGCUAUGCUCCUCAGUUUUGGGGAGGCUAUUGCCAGAAGCAAGAGGUCACCUGAAAAGUUAUUUGUUCUUUUAGACAUGUAUGAGAUAAUGAGGGACCUUCAGUCAGAGAUUGAGUUACUUUUUGGAAGUAAAGCUUGCAUGGAAAUGCGGGAAUCUGCAUUAAGUUUGACAAAGCGUCUAGCUCAAACAGCCCAGGAAACUUUUGGUGAUUUUGAAGAAGCUGUUGAAAAGGAUGCCACGAAAACUGCUGUUCUUGAUGGAACCGUCCAUCCUUUGACAAGCUACGUGAUAAACUAUGUAAAGUUUCUCUUCGAUUAUCAGUCUACACUGAAGCAACUUUUUCAAGAGUUUGAUGAAGGUGAGCCAGAGUCUCAGUUAUCAAAGGUUACUACAAGGAUUAUGCAGGCUCUUCAGAACAACCUGGAUGGAAAAUCUAAGCAGUAUAAAGAUCCUGCACUCACUCAGUUAUUUCUCAUGAACAACAUUCACUAUAUAGUGAGAUCCGUGCGGAGGUCAGAAGCAAAGGAUUUGUUGGGGGAUGACUGGGUGCAGAUACACCGAAGGAUCGUGCAGCAGCAUGCAAAUCAGUAUAAGAGGGUUUCUUGGGCAAAGAUUCUGCAGUGUCUUACCGUUCAGGGUGGAAAUCCAUCAGGUGGUGAUAGCAGUUCACUUUCAAGAGCAAUGGUGAAAGAUCGGUUCAAGACCUUCAACACGCAGUUUGAGGAGCUUCAUCAAAGGCAAUCUCAGUGGACAGUUCCUGACAGCGAAUUGCGAGAGUCUUUAAGGCUAGCUGUUGCUGAAAUCCUCUUGCCUGCUUACAGAUCAUUCAUCAAACGUUUCGGGCCUAUGGUCGAGAACGGAAAAAACCCGGGGAAGUAUAUAAAGCUACGUCCGGAGAAUAUUGAAUCAAUGCUGAAUGAAUUUUUUGAGAGUAAGACGUGGGGAGAACAGAAGCGAUAGGUAGUUGACAUGCCUGUUUUGAGAAAUGAGAAGUAGGGACUUAGCUUCCAGUGGUGGUCUUUGUACAACUUAAGAUGAGGUUAAAUAAUAAGCGAUGUUAUAUGCCCCAUGUAAAGCUUUCAAUUAAUCAUUCCAGUUCUUUUUACGUUUUGAUUUUCAGCUACCAAAUGAGAAAUAUGUAGGAAAUAUUCGUUUCUGUGCAAAUGUUGAAAGAAAACAUAAUAAGAGAUAAUUGCUAUUAGCACUUUUAAAUAAUUAUCUCGUACUUUUUAAAA